Molecule: messenger RNA, 901 nt
Organism: Euleptes europaea (tarantolino)
Lineage: Eukaryota; Metazoa; Chordata; Lepidosauria; Squamata; Sphaerodactylidae
Gene: PHB2
Product: prohibitin 2
Exons: 9
Coding region: 2-901 (299 amino acids)
Biological process (GO): mitochondrion organization
Cellular component (GO): membrane; mitochondrion
Source: RefSeq, a predicted model, not a curated record
CAUGGCUCAGAGCCUGAAGGACUUUGCUGGGCGCUUGCCUGCCGGCCCUCGCGGGAUGGGCACAGCCCUGAAACUGCUGUUGGGUGCUGGAGUGGCAGCUUACGGUGUCCGGGAAUCUGUCUUCACUGUUGAUGGUGGCCAAAGAGCGAUAUUCUUCAACCGCAUUGGAGGAGUUCAGCUGGACACUGUUCUUGCCGAGGGACUGCAUUUCAGAAUUCCAUGGUUUCAGUACCCAAUAAUUUAUGACAUUCGAGCUCGGCCCCGCAAAAUUUCCUCACCAACAGGUUCCAAAGAUCUGCAGAUGGUGAACAUCUCCUUGCGGGUCCUGACACGCCCCAACGCCAUGGAGCUGCCCACCUUGUACCAGCGCCUUGGUCUCGACUACGAAGAAAGAGUCCUGCCGUCCAUCGUCAACGAAGUGCUCAAAAGCGUGGUGGCGAAGUUCAACGCCUCGCAGCUCAUUACCCAGCGUGCUCAGGUGUCUCUGCUCAUCCGGCGGGAGCUCACGGAACGGGCCAAAGACUUCAGCCUCAUUCUCGAUGACGUGGCCAUCACGGAGCUGAGCUUCAGCCGGGAGUACACGGCGGCGGUGGAGGCCAAGCAAGUGGCUCAGCAAGAAGCACAGCGGGCCCAGUUUCUAGUGGAGAAGGCCAAGCAGGAGCAGAGACACAAGAUUGUUCAGGCCGAGGGGGAAGCCACGGCUGCCAAGAUGCUCGGGGAAGCCCUCGGCAAGAACCCCGGGUAUAUCAAGCUCCGCAAGAUUCGUGCUGCCCAGAACAUCUCCAAGACGAUCGCUUCUUCCCAGAACCGCGUUUAUCUCACGGCUGACAACUUAGUGCUGAAUCUACAGGAGGAGGCUUUUACUAGCGACAGCCUCGUGAUCAAACAAGGCAAGAAAUGA